ACACCGACAGACCUCAGGAAAGAGCCCCGACACCGCGAGAAAAGCCAUGAAGAUGCUGGCGUUGCCUCUGCUCAUCACCAUUUUGCACAGUCCUGUCAGUUUAUCAGUGACAGUAAGCAGCAGUAAACCCAAAGUGGAGGUUCACGAGCACACUGACGCUGUGCUGUCCUGUGAGUUUAAGACAGAGAAAGAUCAGAACCCUCGAAUCGAGUGGAAGAAGAAAGGAAAGGGGGUGACUUUUGUUUACUUUAAUCACAAAUUCACUGGGCCUUACGCUGGACGGGCUAAGAUAGAGGGAGCGACGCUGACGAUACACUCCGUCACUCAGAAAGAUUCAGGGGAGUACCGCUGUGAGGUGACAGCCAGCGAGGAUCACGUCAACCUCGGAGAGGCCACUGUGACACUUAAUGUUCUUGUGCCGCCUCAUGUCCCUUCCUGUAACGUGCCAAGCUCCGUGUUUGUCGGGUCAGGCCUGGAGCUUCUCUGUAAGGACAAACUGAGUGUGCCUCCUGCUACCUACCGCUGGUACAAAGACAACAAGGCACUAACAGCCACGGGAGAGACUCCUUACAGCAUUGACACAAACAAGGGCACACUGAAGUUUAAAAGUGUGUCCAAGAUGGAUGCAGGGAUGUAUCGCUGUGAGUCCUCCAACAGUGUGGGGGCACCCAAGAGCUGUGUGGCCCAACAACUCAAAGUUGUUGAUUAUCCUUUGAAUAUGACGAUUUUAAUAGCAGGUGCUGCAGGUUUGGCAGCGUUCAUGCUUUUCUGCUGCAUCUGUGUGUGUGUCUGCCGACGCCGAGGCUGCUGCAAAAAGAGCAAGAAAACAAAAAGCACCAAGUCCUACAACCCUCCUCCUCCUCCCACCCGCAACCUCAAGCACUACAAACAGACUCAGUCCUUCAUGAUCUGAGGGCGAAGCCUUCUUCCUCUUUGACAUCAAACCAUCCAAAAAACUAAAGUAACUCCAGUUGCUGCUCAAAACACCGGGAGGUUGUUCGACUGUCGCCGCGCUUUUGGUUGGCUGCUCGAUGCCGUCUGGGAUGGAGAUGAAGAUCGAGGCCUCUUGAAACAUCAAGCAAAAGCAAAGACGUAAAAUAUUUAGCAACAAGUUUGCUGCUUUGUAAAUAAAAUUACGCACUGACAGUUUAAAAGUAGCUCAAGCUCACGUCAAAAUGUAUGACUUUACCACUUUAUCAAAUGCUGUGUAACUGUUUUCAUGAUGUUCUUUGUCUUCAGUGUUUCAAAACACUUCUAAAAUCGGUUUUCCACCUUUACUUGGAGAACGUUUUGGCUCUUUAGUCCCACCUACUGGUCGGGAACUAACCACCCACAGUAUUACUGCAUACACUAAACCAUGGAUCGAAUCCUUCUUCCUGGUUUCACUUAAUAUUACAUAUAGAGAUACUAUUUUAUAUGUCGUUAUCUUUCUCUUCGUGUUUUUACAUAUUUUUCUAAACCUAUUUGUAAGCCGAUCUCUUCUGUAUUUUUAUAUCUUUGGUUGUAUUUGCUUAAAUUCUGAUCAUGUAAAUUGAGUGAGAGAUGAACAGGUGUCUGCACACACUGAAUGACGUUUUGGAAGCUUUG
This is a messenger RNA of Pelmatolapia mariae (spotted tilapia), 1587 nucleotides long. It is a transcript of the gene jam2b, whose product is annotated as junctional adhesion molecule 2b. Gene Ontology annotation, cellular component: protein complex involved in cell adhesion; tight junction; cell surface. Gene Ontology annotation, biological process: leukocyte cell-cell adhesion. The transcript has 10 exons. Bases 47 to 913 code for a protein of 288 amino acids. NCBI's taxonomy places the organism in Eukaryota, Metazoa, Chordata, Actinopteri, Cichliformes, Cichlidae. The record is from RefSeq and is a predicted model, not a curated record.